GACGUGAGACAAAAGGGCUUUGAGUCAUUUGUGUAUAAGCUGAGAUAUAGUGAUGUUUAUCAGACAUUAUUAGCCAUAAUGUCGUAACGCUGAAAGCAGCUAGCCGGCCAACCGAGUCCUGCCUGUAGUUUGGGAAAUACGAUGAUUGUAAUGAUUGUGAGACAUGGACGACAUAAACCUUCAUUAUCGCUUUCUGAACUGGAGGAGGCGAAUUCGAGAAAUUCGUGAGGUGCGAGCGGUGAGAUACCGGGAGCGGCUGAAAAGGAUGCUGAGAGAUGGAGACAUACUCAGGUAUCAUGGGAAUUCAGAUGAAGUUGGCUGUUUUGUGGCGGCGAGGCCAUUGUCAAGGAGAAACCGCUAUUUUGAAGUGACCAUUAUCGAUACAGGAGUGAGAGGAAUGAUUGCUGUUGGUUUGGUACCUCAGCUCUACAAGCUGGACCAUCAGCCGGGCUGGCUCCCGAAUUCUGUGGCUUUUCAUGCCGAUGAUGGCAAGCUGUAUAAUGGAAACACUGUCGGACAGCAGUUUGGUCCAAAAUGCUGCAGAGGUGACAGAAUCGGCUGUGGAGUAUCUCUGGACUCGGAGGAUGGACAGCUAACUGUAUUUUUUACCAAGAAUGGCAAAGAAGUCGGCAGUGUGGAAAUCCCAGCGUCUCCUGAGGCUCUCUAUCCCGCUGUGGGAAUGCACUCCUUAGGGGAAGAAGUGCUGCUGGACCUGAACGCCGAAUGGGGGAUGGAGGAGGAUGAUGGACAGAUGAUUGUUGAUAGUCAUGAAGAGGACUGGGGCCGUCUCCAUGACGUCAAGGUGACCGGCACGCUGCUGGAGUACGUGGGUAAAGGGAAGAGCAUCGUGGACGUGGGCUUGGCUCAGGCCCGUCGGCCUCUCAACACACGCUUCCACUACUAUGAACUGGAGAUCACAGAUGCUGGAGAGAAGUGUUACAUCGCCCUGGGGCUGGCACGCAGGGACUAUCCCAAAAACAGACAUCCAGGCUGGAGCAGAGGGUCUAUAGCCUACCAUGCAGAUGAUGGAAAGUUGUUCCAGGGCAGCGGGGUCGGAGACGCGUUUGGACCCCGCUGUUUUGAAGGGGACAUUAUGGGCUGCGGGAUCAUGUUUCCACGCGACUACAGCCUGGAUGGUGGAGAUGACACAGACGACUGGGACUUCGAUGUGCUUCCCAAACCCAGCGAGGUUCAGAAUGACUUAUAUGCGAAUAAUGAAGAGGAGGAGGAAGAGGGAGAAGAUUUGGAGGGGAGGAAGGUCACGGUGUUCUUCACCAGAAAUGGAAAGGUGGUGGGCCGGAGGGAGGUGGCCUUACCUGUGGGAGGCUUGUACCCCACGAUUGGCAUGAUGAGCACUGGGGAGAAGGUCAGAGUGGACCUGCACCCCCUCAGCGGCUGAGCAGAGAGGAGGGAAAACUGAGGGGAGAAAUCUGAGCACGGACAAGUCAAUGAACCCUGGUACAUCUGUGGAGAUCGGGCAAUGCACAAUACCUCCACAUCAACAGGCUCCAAGAUGUUACCUGAAAGUCACUCCAGUGUGGAGGGUGACUGUGGCUCCCUCAUGCUGUAAGAAUCAUAACAAUGCAUGUUAAUAGGACAUGCACGCUACAAAGAAGUGCUUUUAUAAUUAAAUGGUUUUACAGAAGAUUGUUAAACCAGAUGUUUGUACAGGUUUCAUCACACAAAGUAAAGUUUAUAAAAUAACAUUUAAAAAUGCCAAAAAAGCAAGGGUCUCACCAGAAUAAUGAAUGUAAAAAUCCAAUCGGAGCAGACCCCAGCAUACAACAGGACAGCAAUCGUAUCCAGUUUGUCAGCAGAUAUGCAGCUCCACUCUCACAGCCUGCAGCAACACCGUGCUCAUUACCGGAGGUCGGCUGUGUUUCCUCCUGUCGAUGGUGUGUUACUGACACUCAGUGGACAGAGUGAGUCUGCAAAAUAAUGCUCAGAAAGUCUUCCAAAAAAAAAAAAAAAAAGGUGUGCACUAACUGAAUAGAAAGUUUACUCUGUGAAGCCAAGUUGGUAAAAUUAGCUGUUUUACGAGCGUGGUUCUGCACAAGUACGAGUGCUUGUUCUGACAUGGAGUCAUUACAGCAUGUUUUGUGGCAACUGUGCAAGCCACGUGUAUGAGGAAUUACUAGAUAAAUCAACUAUGACAAUUUGCUGAAAUUAAAACCAAACCAUUACACUUUUUGAUGUUAGAAUAAGCCGUUAUUAACCCUUUAAAGCCUGGAGUGACGUCACUUUUCUUGUGCUG
This is a messenger RNA of Plectropomus leopardus (leopard coralgrouper), 2254 nucleotides long. NCBI's taxonomy places the organism in Eukaryota, Metazoa, Chordata, Actinopteri, Perciformes, Serranidae. The record is from RefSeq and is a predicted model, not a curated record.